Messenger RNA from Pseudophryne corroboree (corroboree frog), 1432 nucleotides. RefSeq names its product RING finger protein 44-like. The record is from RefSeq and is a predicted model, not a curated record. The coding region runs from base 456 to 1175 and encodes 239 amino acids. The transcript has 2 exons. NCBI's taxonomy places the organism in Eukaryota, Metazoa, Chordata, Amphibia, Anura, Myobatrachidae.
UCACUAUUACAUACAAACAGUCCCAAUCUGUGACCUUACAGGGGUUACAGGGGGUGGUGCUUAAGGGGUAGUGGGUGGAGCUUCACUGUAAAGUUUAUAGAAAUAUUGUCUAAACUAAUCAGCAGUAAAAUUCAUGGAAAUACAGAUACUCAGGAGCUGGUUUUCUCCAUGCCAGUAAGAAAUAUGGCCGCCUGACUGUCAGGGCAGGUCGGCCAUUUUGCUAUGGCAGUUAGAAAACCCCAGCUCACAGUGGCAUCAGUGCCAUUUCUGUGGUGGAAGCACUUGUUGCUGAUGCUUUAGUCUGGUCUCGGAAGAGCGACCUAGUUUGUUUUUUACAACUAGUAUAAAACUUCUGGCAUUAUUUCCCAUUGUUCAGAGCACUAUAAUAUCUGUGCUUUUCCUGAAAAAUUUUUUUAUUUUAUUUUUUAUUUUGUGGAUUUAUUGAACAUCUGGAGAUGAGCGGCAGACGGGAGCUGAGGCGGCUCCUGGAGGACCAGAGGAGCUGGAGCCGUCUCGGAGAUCAUGAUGAUUCACCCCCAACCGUUUUUGAGGAGAGGCUGCGGUCCGAGCGCCGAAGAGGUGCAAUAACUCGUCAGAACACCCAGGAAUAUCUAUCAAGAGGAGAAACAUCCGCUCAUCUACAGACACCUCAGAGGGAGCACAGACACCGAAACUGCUCUCCUCUUCCUGCUCCUGAGACAGCACCAAGAGGCAGACCAAGUCCAGAUCCUCUCCCUGGUCCAAGUCAUCUACAUCCAGCCUCUCAGCAGCCAGUGGAGAAUGAGCAGAAUGUCUCGGCCACUCUGCAAGAGGCCAUCAUGCAGAAUAUCGAAGCCUUGGUGGAAGCUAACGAUGGGCAGAAUCUCCAGGCCAUGUUGGAAGAGAGCUUCAGACAGAAUAUGCCAGCAUUGGUGGAGGAGAUGAAUAGGCAGAAUCUCCAGUCCUUGACGGUGGAUGUCAGCUAUUUCCCAUUUACCAUUAUUGCAGAGGAUGAAGCAAGACAAUCGUGUGUUAUCUGUCUAAUGGAGUACGAAGCUGGGGAACGAGUGUCUGUCCUGCCCUGCAGCCACACGUAUCAUCCAAGCUGCAUAUCAGAGUGGUAUGAAACAAAUUCCAGCUGUCCCCUGUGCCGCAGUGAGUGUACCCCAAGGCGGAUCCGGUGUCAGAUCUCCUGAAUACGGUAAGAUGAAGAUCUAAAUCACCAUCACCAACGGUUAUCUGUGGAGAGUAUACUGUAUCACAUGGUUACUCACAUCGGGAAUCACUUCCUAUUGGAGCGCUGGACCCAGUGCCCAUAUAAAUGGAAUCGGAUUGCCCUGGAGCUGCACAGAUAGAGUGAGUGACAUCUGUUUGUAUUAUAAUUCAUCACGGUGCAGCAUUGGAAUAGUUUAUUCAUUUUGCCAGCCUGAUGUAUUUUAUUCAGUGGCAAACG